AUGAAGUGGCUCUUAGCUGUGUUGUGUUUCCUCCAUGUCAUUGGGAUCAACUAUUGUUUAUUUCUAGAAGUCCGUCCUGAGAACCCAGAAGCACAAAUAAAUGUUAGCCAGAUGAUUUACUACUGGAGCUAUCCCAGUGAAGAGUAUGAAGCUAUAACUCAAGUUGCUUAUAUACUUAAAAUUAACAGAAUUCCACAUGGAAAAACAAAUGGCUCUCAUUCAGUCAGGAAACCUGUUAUGUUUCUUCAGCAUGGUUUUUUCAUGACUGCCAGCUGCUGGAUUUCCAACCUGCCCAACAACAGCCUGGGCUUCCUCCUGGCUGAUGCUGGAUAUGAUGUAUAGCUGGGGAACAGCAGGGGGAAUGUUUGGUCCAGGAAACACCUGCAUUUAUCACCACACACAAAAGAAUUCUGUGCUUUCAGUUAUGAUGAAAUGGCCAAAUAUGAUCUUCCAGCCAUUCUUGACCUGAUCAAGAAAGAAACUCAACAAAAGAAAAUAUAUUAUGUGGGACAUUCACAAGACACCACCAUUGGUAUGACAAGACUAUCUUUAGGCUCAGCAUUAAAGGACACACACAUUGGUGAACACGGGUCCCCAUACCUAGAGAAUUGCACUGAUGAUGAUCGGCUCUUGAGUAUCGUAAAGGAAAGACUCCUGUGA
This is a messenger RNA of Dromiciops gliroides (monito del monte), 660 nucleotides long. RefSeq names its product gastric triacylglycerol lipase-like. Gene Ontology annotation, cellular component: intracellular membrane-bounded organelle. Gene Ontology annotation, biological process: lipid metabolic process. The transcript is spliced from 5 exons. The record is from RefSeq and is a predicted model, not a curated record. Lineage: Eukaryota; Metazoa; Chordata; Mammalia; Microbiotheria; Microbiotheriidae.